AUGGAUGCAACAGAAGAGAGCAUGCAGAAAAACAGCAAGCUGCAGCGGCAGAAGAGCCGGCUCCAGAUGCAGGCGCCAUCCGCCAUCCAGGUUGGCCGCGCCGAGCCCGCCGCGGUAGCCGAGUGGAGGGCCGCCAUCCCCCUCCUCUCCCCGCUCGACGUCUCGACUGCAGCGGCGGCGGCGGCUGCAGACGAAGUAAAAGCCGCCGACGGCGGCGCGUGGAGGCAUCCGGCCGCUCCGUUUUACUACGAGCCCGUGCCCGGAAAUGCGCCGGCCUUUGUCUUCUCGUACUGUGCGUAA
Messenger RNA from Ananas comosus (pineapple), 300 nucleotides. RefSeq lists its product as uncharacterized. The record is from RefSeq and is a predicted model, not a curated record. The transcript has a single exon. NCBI's taxonomy places the organism in Eukaryota, Viridiplantae, Streptophyta, Magnoliopsida, Poales, Bromeliaceae. Gene Ontology annotation, cellular component: cytoplasm; nucleus. The coding region runs from base 1 to 300 and encodes 99 amino acids.